Cladocopium goreaui is the source of this 1524-nucleotide messenger RNA. Lineage: Eukaryota; Dinophyceae; Suessiales; Symbiodiniaceae. The record is from the annotation of a GenBank genome assembly.
UACAUCAAGCCUUGUGUUUCUGGGGAAAGCACACAGGAGAGAAAAGCAGAUUCGUAGGCUCAGCUGUGAGCCCGUCAGCUCCAGCCAUGGCGUUCACCACACUGCCCUUUUGUUGCCUUGCUCUGGGUGUAUUUGCGCAGGCACAGUUUCUGGAACGACGUUUGGCGGAGAAAGAAGAUGACAAGAAGGAGUUGGAGGCUUUGAGGAAAGAAGUGGCCUAUUGGAAGUUCCGAUAUGGGAAUCUCUUAGAGAUGUACUCUGAGGUCAGUGGCGUUCCCAAUUUGAUCGAGAAUCUGCCAGCAGAGCAGAACAGAUUCAUGCCAGGCAACGUCCAACACUGCCGAAACUCCAUCGCGGCAGUGAGUCCACAAGAGGGCACCAAUCCUGGAUCUGAUCCAAAGCUGAACCAUUCGAACUACAGCUACGUGGUUUAUUCUCCAAAGAGUCGCUAUGCCAUCCACCUUCGACAUGUCUUUGAUGGAGCGGACGCAACUUUGGAGACGGUGCAAAACUUUGAGUUCAAGGGGCAGGUUCCGGCCAUCAUGUUUGACAUUGACAACACCUUGGCUUACACAGGCUUCAAUGACACAGACAUUUUGGGCAAAGCUCCUCCCAUGAUCCGUGCAGUGGACUUUGCGAAACGCUGGUGUCGAUUCGACAACAAGUCAACAGCAAAGUUCGACUGCUUUUUCUUGACUGCGCGGUACUGCACCCAGCUGAAAGCAGCUGCCACAAAGACUUGGGUUUUGAACAACUUUCCUGUCGACACUGAGUGGGUCCGGGAACAUGUCUUCAUGACAGGUGGCGUCGGUGGUUGUGACUCCCAGGGUUGCUCCGUAGCAUACAAGGCAGUGCUACGAAACUGGCUCCAUUCGAAUCGUCGAGUCUACUGGGUCAUGAGCAUAGGAGAUCAGCUAACAGACUCGGCUGGGGUGCAGUCAGGCAUUCGCGUGAAAGUGCCAAAUUUUUGGUUUGACUCAAGUGUGGUGGCCAAUCCUCAAGGGAACGGGGGCAAGAUCCAGUUGCAGCCAGAUCGGAGCUUUCCUGAAGACUCUGACCAGUGCAAGCUGAAGUGCGUCGUGGGUCCGGACCAUGAGUGUAUCGAUGCUGGAUUGAAUGAGGAUGCCAUCCACAUGUAUACCCAGCUGGAGUAUUGCAUGGCGCAAGACAGCAACAAAGCACCUGAUCAGAUCAAGGGCUGCACAAUAAACCUCUUGACCUUGCAAAGAUCAUGCUGAGCGCUACUUUUGUUGACUGCUUCACUACAGACAUGGUGACACUGGCCUCUGGCGUGUGGGUCACAUGCUUUUGCAACUCACACAUCAGAGGUAGAGGGUUUCUCCUCAGUCUAUCUUUACUUUUGGAGCCUCAGAAUUGAGGGAUUUUUGGAGCCUCAGAAUUGAGGGAUUCUGGAGGCUCGCAGAAAGUCAGCCGAAGUCUAGGUUAGAGAGACGGUCCUGCAAAAGUUCAGGGUGACAAGUAGGCUCAGUAGACAAGGAAGCAUGUGCAUUUGCUGUGGCAAAA